AGUUCUAAACUGAGCGAGAGAGACGAGGGAUUUUGGGAGUUGUGGGCAGCACGGGCAGUGCGAACGACCUGGUUAGCGGUGCGGUUGCAACUGUCCUACAUCCUGGGUCUGGGCCUUGAAAGCUGAGACUCACUCCUCUCAGAGCGGAGGGAGGAAGUGGCUACAGGACUCAAGCCUGACAGGGAAUGGUGUAGGGCCGUAGCCAGCCACAUGAGAUUUGGGUGGGUCUGUUAUGAGGAGUUUCUGUUAAUUAACGUGAGGUCGUUUCACACAGCACCUUGUGGUGAUUGUGGCAUUACAUUAAACUGGGUUUGAAAUCAAAAGACUAGUAAGGAACCACAGAGACCUUCUUUCAGUUGCCAGGUGGGUUUACCAGAUGUACAACUGUCUACACUGUGAAAGGACCUUCUAGUAUGGCGGCUUUUUAAGGAUACUUUGGUCUCUAGUGAAGAUGUAGGUGAAGGUUAAGUUUCCAUACCGGCAAAACUGGAGUUAUGGCAUUCACCAAUUACAGCAGCCUCAACCGGGCUCAACUAACCUUUGAAUAUCUACACACAAACUCAACUACCCAUGAAUUUUUGUUUGGUGCUCUUGCUGAACUGGUUGAUAACUCGAGAGAUGCUGAUGCCACCCGGAUAGAUAUUUAUGCUGAAAGGCGAGAGGACCUUCAAGGAGGGUUCAUGCUUUGUUUUCUGGAUAAUGGAGCAGGAAUGGAUCCAAAUGAUGCCAUCAGUGUAAUCCAAUUUGGGAAAUCAGCCAAACGAACACCAGAGUCCACACAGAUUGGGCGGUACGGGAAUGGGCUAAAAUCAGGCUCAAUGCGUAUUGGAAAGGAUUUUAUCCUCUUCACGAAGAAGGAAGACACCAUGAGCUGCCUCUUCCUGUCUCGGACCUUUCAUGAGGAAGAAGGCAUUGACGAAGUGAUAGUCCCUUUGCCUACUUGGAGUGCUCAUACACGAGAACCUGUCACAGACAAUGUGGAGAAGUUUGCCAUCGAGACAGAACUCAUCUACAAGUAUUCUCCUUUCCACACUGAGGAAGAAGUGAUGAACCAGUUCACCAAGAUUUCUGGGACCAGUGGAACCCUGGUGAUCAUUUUCAACCUCAAACUCAUGGACAAUGGGGAACCCGAACUAGACAUAACCUCAAAUCCAAAAGAUAUCCGGAUGGCAGAGAUCUCCCAGGAAGGCACGAAGCCAGAGCGGCACUCCUUCUGCGCCUACGCGGCUGUGCUUUACAUUGAUCCUCGGAUGAGGAUUUUUAUUCAAGGGCACAAGGUGCAGACCAAAAAGCUCUCCUGCUGCUUGUACAAGCCCAGGAAGUACACAUUCACAUCAAGCCGUUUUAAGACCAGGGCGGAACAAGAGGUGAAGAAAGCAGACCAGGUAGCACGGCUUGCCGAAGAGAAGGCCCGGGAAGCAGAGAGCAAAUCUCAUACUUUAGAAGUGCACAUAGGCGGAGACAUCACCCGGGACUCGAGGGCGAUGUUGCGCCAGGUCCAGAAUACAGCCAUCACCCUCCGAAGAGAAGCUGACGUCAAGAAAAGGAUCCGAGACGCCAAAGAGCGAGCACUCAAAGAGCCCAAGGAACUGAAUUUCGUUUUCGGGGUCAACAUUGAACGCCGUGACCACGACGGCAUGUUCAUCUACAACUGUAGCCGCCUGAUCAAGAUGUAUGAGAAAGUGGGCCCACAGCUGGAAAAGGGGAUGGCAUGCGGUGGGGUUGUUGGAGUCAUCGAUGUGCCCUACUUGGUCCUAGAACCUACGCACAGCAAGCAGGACUUUGCUGACGCCAAGGAGUACCGUCUGCUGCUGCGGGCAAUGGGCGAGCACCUGGCACAGUACUGGAAGGACAUCGCCAUUACCCAGUACGGAAUUAUUAAGUUCUGGGAUGAGUUUGGCUACCUUUCAGCUAACUGGAACAGACCUCCAUCUGAGGAGCUGCAUUUCAAACGCAAGAGAGCUAUGCAAGUCCCAACCACCAUACAGUGUGAUUUGUGUCUAAAGUGGAGAACCCUCCCCUUCCAGUUAAGUGCUGUAGAAGAAGGCUACCCAGACAACUGGGUUUGUUCCAUGAACCCUGAUCCUGAACAGGACCAGUGCGAGGCUUUUGAACAGACGCAGAAGAUUCCUCUGGGGACAUUAAAAAAGGUCCCAAAGACACAAGAAGAAAGGCAGAAGCAGCUGACAGAGAAAAUUCGCCAACAUCAGAGGAAGCUUAAGGCCCUUAAGAAAAUCAAGCCUAUCCAUUCCCAAAGUGACCUGAAAAAAUUACCCUGGGAAGUGACCACCAGACCUUCCUCCAAAUAUCCUGCUCAUAGAUUUCAGGGUCCUCAACCAUCUUCACGUGCUGUGAAAAAGAGUGCCCGAAGAAGACUCCAGUCCAGGCAUGCUCCUAGGCCAUUCAGACAGCUCCAAAGGUCUUCUAUCUUCUGCACCAACCCAAAAUCUCCUGUUCUGGCAGACCAAACAGAAGUCAUGCUGCUCCAGCCACCUGAGACACCCCAAAGCCCAGUGAGCCCAGUGGCCAAAACUCUACCCAAGCCCACCCCCCUGUUACAAUCCCUGUCCCCAUCUGUAGUCCCCAACUCCAACAACCUUUGGAAGGUUGGAACCCCCAAAGCCAUGAACGCUCCAGUGGCUGAGAUGCCGGAUCCACCUGUUAAUCCCUCACUGGUAAAGUGCGGUCGUAAGCGGAGUCUUGAGGUCUCUGAUAAGGACAGGAGGAAGAUGUGCAAACGGGGCAGGUUUGCCCAGAAAAAAGAAAAGAUUCAAGCGAAUGAGCUCUCAGACAGUGCCGAGGAGGAGAGUUCAGCUGACCUCAAGACGGCUCAGAAAGAUAAAGGGCUGUACGUGGAGGUACGUGUGAAAGGAGAGUGCUACAAGGGCCACGUCACAGCUGUGGAGGUGGGUGAUAAUGUGGUAUGGUGGAAGGUCAAGUUUGAGGAUGUGCCCAAGGAUAGCACACCAAGAGACUGCUGGGUGGAAAAAGGCAGUGAAAAUGUAUGGCUAAUGAAGCCAUCUCCAGAGUAUCAGAGUACUGACGAACAGCAAGAGGAUAUAAGUAGGGAAGAGAACACUGUGGUCCAGCAGGCUUUGGCACUGCAGAGGGCCUCCAUCUCUGAAUGCUUCUGCACAGAACCUGACACUACUGCCCCAACGGCCAACCACAAGACCAUUGACCUCCUGGUCCAAAUUCUCUGGAAUUGCUUGCGUUAUUUCAUGCCCCUGAGUUUCCCCAUAUCCAAGAAGGAGCUAGGUGCUAUGAAUUCAGAAGAAUUACUCUCUCUCCCUCUGAAAGAGUGCUUCAAGCAAUAUGAAGUCGGACUCCAGAACCUCUGCCACUCCUACGAAAGCUGUGCCGACUCACAAGCCAAGGCCUCUGAGGAAAGCCUGCGCAUCUCCCAGAAAAAACUCCAGGAAACAGAGGAGAAACUCCAGAAGCUGCGGACCAAUAUUCGGGCACUCUUGCAAAAGGCUCAGGAGGACAUAAACAUCAGCGCAGAUGACGAGCUGGAUGCCUACAUUGAGAAUCUGGUCAGCGGUGAUGACUGAGAGGCAGCAAGAGAGAUCCCCCCACCCCACCUCACCACAAUUCCGAGAGGCCUCUGGGGAGGGAGGCUCCAUUCCUGCCCUUCAUUCAUGUGUUUUGGGAGGGAAAGAGACUCUGAUUCUUUGAAUCUUCCUCCCUGAAUUUAUAAAUGUUUAAAAAGAU
Messenger RNA from Rattus norvegicus (Norway rat), 3714 nucleotides. RefSeq names its product microrchidia 2B (gene Morc2b). The transcript has 2 exons. Gene Ontology annotation, biological process: double-strand break repair involved in meiotic recombination; gamete generation; homologous chromosome pairing at meiosis. The record is from RefSeq and is marked provisional. Bases 495 to 3554 code for a protein of 1019 amino acids. NCBI's taxonomy places the organism in Eukaryota, Metazoa, Chordata, Mammalia, Rodentia, Muridae. Gene Ontology annotation, molecular function: zinc ion binding. Gene Ontology annotation, cellular component: nucleus.